GUUGUAACGGCAAGCAAGAGGCACUGUCGUAAAAUUUGAAAAAAAAGCACCGUCCCGGUUGACGGCAGAGUGUGCCUCUGCAAUAUGGCUGCCUCACUGUUGUGUCGUGAGACGCAAUGCAGGGUGAGCUCAGUCCUAAACAGAGACGUAAAGCAGUAUGGGAAGAAGUACAUGUUUGACAGCAAUGAAGAGACAUGCUGGAAUUCAGACCAGGGUGAACGUCAGUGGUUGAUUUUGGACUUCCCCCAGCCGAUUAUGGUGUCUGAGUUAAAAGUUCAGUUUCAGGGUGGUUUUUCAGCCAAAACAUGCAGACUGGAAGGUUGUUUAAAAGGUGGAGAGUUUACAGUGAUGAGUCAUUUUUACCCAGAAGACAACAACUGUCUUCAGUGCUUUCCCAUACAGGAGGCCCCCGCUGUGGACAGAGCCAAAAUACUGUUUGAGAACAGUGCCGACUUUUUUGGAAGAAUCAUUAUUUAUUCUUUGGAUAUCCUGGGGGAGAAAGCCACAUGACCAUAGUUUGUCCGCUCACCAGUGAGCCGAAGAGAAAAUGUAGCAUUUGUGAAAUAUCCAGGACAUUGGAUGUCUGUGACCAUGUUCCUCCACUUCCUGAAUGGAAUUUGAGUCAAGAUGGAGUGCACUACUUGGCUAUAACCACCAGAGGCACUGUACUGUGGAUUCAGUCUCAAAUAGUAUCGUGGAGGAUAAUCAUCAUUCCAGUGGAAAACUCCAUAUAAAAAUACAUUUAUUUGAUCAUUUCAUUGCUGGUGAACAGCACUAUUGCUGUACAAUUGCCAAGUAUAGAUCAUUUUUCUUACGCUGUCUUGUAAAACAAACAUUUUGUACAUUUGUUGCCAUCUUGGUUUAUACCUACAAUAGUGGUUUAUUUUAGCGCCGUGCUGGCUUGUAGAGUCUCAGGAUGUGGGCCUCUAACACUUUCUGAACUGGGAUACACACAAAAAAUAAGCUUAAGAGCAACGCAGCAAUAAAAAGGGUUCAGAUGAUGAUGAUAUUUACUCCUUUUGUGCCCAAGAGCAACUGCCAACGCCAUCGCACUGUAGCCAGACUCCGACUCGGUGGUCAUGUCAGCUCCGUUGGCUGUAAAAACAAACAGAAUGAACAUUUUAAUAGGAAAGUCAGAGAAUUGGCAGAAGUGCAACAUGUACUUUGAUGUACCUAAAAGUGCCUCGACACAUUUAAUAUAGUUUCCUCGAACGGCAUACAGAAGAGGAGUCCCACCGUUCUAGGAACAAAACAUUGUCAACAAGCAAUCACAACUUUGUCUCAGUGUCAGACUUGAGCUUUGUCUUGAACCAUUUGGUUACACCUCUAAAUAAAAGGGAUGCUAUAG
Entelurus aequoreus (snake pipefish) is the source of this 1348-nucleotide messenger RNA. It is a transcript of the gene nr2c2ap, whose product is annotated as nuclear receptor 2C2-associated protein. The transcript is spliced from 5 exons. Bases 85 to 510 code for a protein of 141 amino acids. Lineage: Eukaryota; Metazoa; Chordata; Actinopteri; Syngnathiformes; Syngnathidae. The record is from RefSeq and is a predicted model, not a curated record.